Anopheles marshallii is the source of this 1932-nucleotide messenger RNA. RefSeq lists its product as uncharacterized. Lineage: Eukaryota; Metazoa; Arthropoda; Insecta; Diptera; Culicidae. Bases 1 to 1932 code for a protein of 643 amino acids. The transcript is spliced from 9 exons. The record is from RefSeq and is a predicted model, not a curated record.
AUGGAAGGAUCGGCCCUUUCCACCUUUUCGCGGGCAUCACGUUUAAGCCCGAAGCGAACCGCAAGCCAAACGAUGGCUGCCACAACGCUCGCCAACGACGCCAGCCAUGGUGCAUACGAUGGCAACCGUGAAUCACUGGCGAACGGCGCAAUGGGAAGGGAACCACGCCGGGAGCCACGGGAACCAAUGCCGGACAGUUCGUCGCGGGAUUCACCAGCCACGAAUCGGAUCCGUACGUUCAUGGGCAAAACGCCGAGCGCCAUCAAGUCCAAGUUUCUGUCCGUGCUGGGUAACAGUACCGAGAUCAUUAACGGAAUCUCCAACAAGAUUGAUGCCGCCCUAAGUCUCACAUCGUCCUCCGACACCGAAACGACGGCCAACCGCAACCAGAUGAAGGUGGACGAUAUGUUGCGGCGAAAGUACGAAUCGUCCAACAUGAAGCACCCAGAUGAUACCCGUGGUGAACAUCAGAUCGAUUACGAGCUGCGUCGGGCGAAGGAGCGACGGGCACACGAGGAGGUUCUAUCUGGACGCUAUCGCAAUCCUGCCUUUUCGCAUCUACUACCGCCUCCACCUCCUCCGCCACCACCACCACCACUACCACCUGUUCUGAGUACUGCUCCACAACCGGUGCCAAUAGCGGCGACUACGGUCAAAGCGACAGCCAUUAGCAAAGGCGACGGCGAGGAUCGUGUAACGGAGCGGGCCCCUUCGCAUAGUAUCAGUGCCGACUUUAGCCACAGCAACUACAGCCAGAACUCGUACUCGCUCGAUUCCAAGUCACCACAACCGUCGGCUGGCGGAACGGAUGGUGGAGAACCAGUGGGCAGGGCGGCACCUCUUGGCAUCAACACCGUCGCCACGCCGGAAGGGUUUCCCUGGGGCAAGGACUUCUACCAAGGUCGGGAGCCACGGUUAGGUAUUCCAAGCAGUGCCUCGACCAGCGACAACGAAUCGUGUGCCUUCAGUGGCACGCUCGAGUCGUCCGAGCUGAAGAUGUGGAUCCGGUCGGAGUCGGAAAACUCGGUACCAUCGUGGGCAUCCUCGAUCAGCCUCGACAGCCAGUCGGAGGAAGCGGUACUGGACUUUAUGAAGCGAUUCGUGCGCAUUCUCUUCCACGAUAGCUCCAGCAUAACGCUUCAGCUGAAAUCCGACUUUGGGCAGUACGCACGGACGGAAACGGGACGAUUGUGGUUUUCACGCCUGGUUAAUGCACAGCGCGCAAAAACGAAGCGGGUGGACGAAUCCACGUUCUACUCGCUGAUACAAUACUUUGCGAUCGUGCUGUUUGAGUGUGCCGAAAGCGAGGACUACUCUCCGGCCAAAACGCUUAUGAACAUGUGCUUUACCUUUUACCACGAUAUUGAUGUACCGGGCUGUGAUCCGUACCGGGAGUACCUGUACACCUAUCUGCGCGAUCAACCGAUCUGGCAAACGUUGCGCUUUUGGAAUGCGGCCUUCUUCGAUGCACUGCAAACGGAAAGGAAACAUCGGCCGGUGCCACCGACGGUUAAGCAUUCUCCCAGUGCACCCCCGUCACAGGUGAAACACAUGUCCAAAAGCGCUGGCGCUGGUGGUGGAACCGUACCCAACACAGCAGAUCCAUUUCUGGGAUUUGCGGAGGAGGUUGCGACCAGUGCAACUACCACCCUCACCGUUCCUGAGCUGGAGCGUUCGUCAUCAACCAGUGCUUGCGAUCGGACGGAUCCGGCUGAACUGCAGGAGGACAAACAUUACCAUCAGAAUCUCAGCUUUGGCCAGUUAGGGAGCUUCACAUGCAACAUGCACGCAUUUGGACUUUCGCGGGAAUUGUGCAAUGAGUUCCUUGUGAAGCAGAGUGUGAUCGCUAAUCUUUCACCGGAGCAACAGAAACUGCUACAAGAGAAUGUGGAUCGAAUGUACCGCGAAACGGACCCCUGGAGGGAGAACUGA